Agrilus planipennis (emerald ash borer) is the source of this 611-nucleotide messenger RNA. Its product is annotated as 60S ribosomal protein L21-like. Gene Ontology annotation, biological process: translation. Gene Ontology annotation, molecular function: structural constituent of ribosome. The record is from RefSeq and is a predicted model, not a curated record. Lineage: Eukaryota; Metazoa; Arthropoda; Insecta; Coleoptera; Buprestidae. Gene Ontology annotation, cellular component: cytosolic large ribosomal subunit; ribosome. The transcript is spliced from 2 exons. The coding region runs from base 100 to 579 and encodes 159 amino acids.
UUUGAUAGAUAUCAAUGAAUGAUGUUCGCCUUUUUAGUAUUCCGAUUCCAUAGAAUUUCUUUUGCUUUGCACGUGUAGAGUGUUGGGAAAUUUAACAAAAUGACGAAUUCAAAAGGUUAUCGUCGUGGUACGAGGGAUUUGUUUGCCCGCAAAUUCAGAACGCAUGGCACAAUUCCGUUAUCCACUUAUAUGAAAAUAUACAAAGUGGGAGAUAUUGUUGAUAUCAAAGGGAAUGGUGCAGUACAAAAGGGAAUGCCACACAAAGUUUACCAUGGUAAAACUGGAAGAGUUUUCAACGUAACUGCACAUGCAUUGGGAGUUAUAGUAAACAAGCGGGUAAGAGGAAGGAUUAUUCCAAAGAGGAUCAAUAUUCGCAUUGAACAUAUUAACCACUCUAAGUGUCGAGAAGACUUUUUACAACGUGUCAAGCAAAACGAAAAACUCCGCAAGGAAGCUAAAGAAAAGAAAAUAAGGGUUUCUCUUAAGAGACAACCUGCUCAACCAAAACCAGCACAUAUAGUCAGUGGAAAAGAGGAACCUAUUUGGUUGGCUCCAAUUCCUUAUGAAUUUAUAGCUUAAAUUAUGCAGAGUUCAUUUAAUAAUAAAAAUAA